GAGGGUCAUGGAAGGACAGGCCACUGGGCUCUAUGGAGUUUUGAGAGGCAGCAUCGUCCAGCAGGUGAACUUUGGCCUAGAAGGCUGGUUCUUGCAAUCAUCCUUCAAACUCAGCCACUCUUUAGCUGUGAAGCCUUAAGCAAGUCACUUCACCAUUCUGAGCCUUGGCUUCGCCAUCUGUCAAAUGGGUGUAAAAUAAUCAUGCUAUGUACUGAGCUCCUGCAUGUACUAACAGGCACAUUAGAGACUGUUCCUUCUCCACAGCAGCCUUGUAAAGUGGGAAUGUUAGCCUCUUUCAUAGAGGAAAAUGAAGUUCAAAGACGGUAAGCCAUUUGUCCAAGAUUAGCAAAUAAAUCUGGUUCCAAAGCCAGCAUACUUUCUACUUUCAGCUUCCUUCACAGAGUGGUUUUAGAAAAUGAACUUAUACAAACAGGAAAAAAAAUGAUAAAAGGCAAUUAUACUAUCUAGAUAUAUCACCAUACUUAGAUCCUAGCCCUUUGUAAACUGCAUAGUACUAUUAAAAUGCUAGCUCUUAAUUUCUAUCAUCUUGAUGUUGAAAACACUGGAGUGAUCUAUGGACAGUCAAUAUUAGUUGAUGACUUGUUCAUACACCAAGGCAAUGACUUCAGGAUAGCAUUUAGGACCUACUGCAGCUGAAAUGUCCUGCCUUGGGGUGGGAUCAGUGUGUGGCCAGAGUCUUUCACCAGCUGAUCCUGAAACAACAGUCAGUCCCUACAAGGAGCAUCACAGAUAAAGAUCCAGGUAGUACAGAUAAUUUCCCUACUUGAACAGCCUUUUCCAGCUUUAGCAUGGAACUUCAGAGAAUAUCAGUAUGAUUUGGGUGGAAAUGGGAGCUCUUUAAGGGUGGUGAAUACAAGCUUAUUGGAGUAAAAUUAGAAUUUUCAGAUAAGAGAAUUAAAAACAAUUAUAAUCUUGGCCCUAGAGAUAACCAUGGCUGACAUGUGGCUGUUUAUCUUUCCAGAUGUAUUUUCCAUUGUGCACAUUAUUUUUGAAAAUUGGAUUAUAAUAUGGUUUUAUUCCUGGUUCUUUUCCACUUAAUGACAUUAUAUCAUAGACAUCUUUCCAUAUUAAUAGAUGUUUUAUCACAUAAUUUUAAAGGCUGCAGAAUGUCUCUCUUCAUAUGGAUAGAACAGAAUUUACUCAAUCAGUUUUCUAUUAUUGAAUAAUGAGGUAAUUCUCCGUACUUCACUGUUAGACCAGUGCCUCAGUAGGCAGUUCUUAAUCAAAUCAAAUCUUUCCAGAGGUCCUUGAUUAUUUUCGUGGGAUAGAUUCCCAGUGAGGCAACUGAUGAAUCAAGGCUAUAUACAUUUUAAGGCUUCUGAUAAGUAUUAAAGGUCUGCUUCUGAUACACUCUGAAAUUCAAGGGCUCCUCAAAGUUUGAUGUAGGAAACUUUAUCAUGACCUUGAACUCAACCUUGACCCUUCCUUUCUCAGAUCCAUUUGCAAUAACAGUGCCAACUGCCUCAUAUCCAGUCAUGCAUCAUGUAACAACAUUUGGAUCAAGGAUGGACUGUAUAUACAAUAGUGGUCCCACAAGAUUGUAAUACUAUACAUUUUUCUGUACCUUUUCUAUGUUUAGAUAUGUUUAGACACACAAAUGCUUACCCUUGUGUUACAAUUGCCUACAACAUUCAGUAUAGUAACAUGCUGGGGAAGUUUGUAGCUCAGAAGCCAUGGGCUACACCACACAGCCUAGUGUAGUAGGCUGCACCAUCUAAGUUUGCAUAAGUGCACUCUACAAUGUUCCCACAGUGAUGAAAUUGCCUAAAAUGAUGAGUUUCUCAGAAUAUAUCCCCAUUGUUAAGGUGUCCAACCUGUGGGCCAUGGGCUGGACAUGGAUUAUGUGAGGACUUUUUUGCUUAUCUGUGGCAGUGGGUAUUGUGAAAAUUAUGCACAGCUCUCAUUAGUGUUGCUAUAUUUCAUGUUUGGCCCAGAACAACUUUUCUUCCCAUGUGGUGCAGACAGCCAAAAGGUUGGACACCCCUGGCUGGAUGCUUGGCUCUGUCCAAAAGCUUUACUGCUUUUGGCUUCCUUUCACCAGGGGAAAUCGGUGCAAAGAGGUUAAGAGAUUCAGCUGGAAUCACAGCUCUAAUGAGCAGGGGAUCUGUAGUCUUGAGACUUAACAACCUCAUUCCAGAAUGUAUAAUCUGAAUCCCAAGAAGUCCACUGCUUCUUGGGACCAUGGCCUUGACUGUGUCCCCAGAGAUAUCUCCCAUCACACCCCCUUCAUCUUCUCCAGCGCCACCUGACCUGCAUUGGCACCACUGUCACAUGCCUAGGGCACACUGCCGGAGCCCCUGCCUAGUCCUCCCUUUCCACUUUCAGCCUGUCCUCUGCUCUGCAGCUGGAAGGCUAUUUUUAUAAUGGAAAUAGGAUCAGGUCACCCUGUCCCGCAACUUACCCCUAGAAUGAAAUCCAGAUGAGUUCCUGAGCCCACAAGGUCCAACCUCCUACCCCCCCUUCAUCCUGAGCCACUUGUCUACCUCACUGCACCCAAGACACCUGGGUCAUCCUGACUUCCUUUCACUUCCCCAAACACACAGAGCUUUGAUGUGAGCUGUCCCCUGGGCCUGCAAUGCUCUCUCCACUCUGCCUGGCUGGAUUCUUCAUCCUUCAUUGUCAGCUCUCAUGUCACUUCUUUGGAGAAACUGUCCCUGCUGGUGUCAUGGGAAGUACCCAGCACCUUAAGUCCAUCUUCCUUUUUGUCCUUUAUAACAUUCAUUGAAAUUAUGUAUUUAGUGGUUGCAUAUUACUCCUUUAAUGCCUCUUUGCCUCACUAGACUCUCAAUGUCAUGAGGUCAAAGAUGUCUACUUUGUUCACCCUUACUUACCCCAUGCCUAGCACAGGGCCUGGCCUACAGUAAACACUCAGUAACUUCUGGAUAGACGAAUGGGCACAGAAUAUAAGGCACUGGUAGUAAACCAUGCUAGUUUUGGCCAGGGCUAUCUAAUUAUCUAAUUCCCUCUGCAUGCCUUCACUUCCUUCUGCCCUCUUAGAGCAGUGUCAGGGGUUGAAAAAGACAGAAAGCCAUGGGUGAAAGGGCAGAAGCAAGUUUUGCUCUAGGUGUCAACUCAGAUGAUAUAAUAUCAGGGGCCCAAAGGAGACUCACUGCCCCAAAUCCCCCCUCUGCACACAGUUCCUGGAUUCCUACCGCAAUAUUCUCAUGGCCACGAGGGAUUUCUGAUAAAACGUGAACACUAUCUAGCUAGUAAUGUGUAUUCAGUAGGCCGGCUGCAUGCACGCAGGGUUCUGCUCCACAACAGCAGCAUGGGGUGAGUCCGGGAGUCGGAAGACGUGGAUCCCAGUGUCACUUUUACCUAGCUGGGUGACUGGUGUAUCCCUUACUGUCUCUCAUCUGCAAAGCGAGGGAGCUCUCACAGAAAGAUAGUUUUUAAACCUUUUUCAUCUCAGUAGCUCAACUCAAAUGACCAAUAUAAGGAACAGAUAAAAGCCAAGUGUUUCUGGUUGAAGCUGGGCUGGAGGCUCCUCCCUCCCAGCUUCCCCCUUAAAUCCCCAAGGUUGUUGAGAUGGCCAACUCUGUCUCCCAGGUCUGGGCGGGAUGGCCACCUGUGUUCUAAGAACAAAGCAGAAGGCUACAAGGUUUGCACACUCUGGUUGCAGUUGUUUAAAGAUCAGCAGGGGACCGGGGAGGACUUGCUGGAUCUGGUAUCCAGAGGUUUUAGGCUGCCAAGUAAGUGAAUUUCAUAGCAACUAAAGUGCAGGGCGGGCAGCCCUUUUGUGCAGAAAGGUUUCAGCCGUUUUUAGAAAAGAAAUAAGGACCCAAGAGGGAGGAAAUUGCCACCCCUAUUUUUCCAGGCCAGGGAUUCCCAAUCUCAAAGGGACCGCCCACAGUCUUGCAGAUACCUGGCUUCCAGGUUCCAUUGGUCGCCACGCCCCGUGGAGGGGGGGCACUGGUCACCACCUUCCCACCCCACCACUGGGCAGCUCUGGCCUUGGCUCCAGGCAGGUGUGCUCCAGAGGCUGCAGCCUGGGCCACCUGGCAGCUCCAGGUGCUCUGUGCUCCGCUGCCAUGGAGACAGGCCCCAGGGUUGGUGAUGAGAAGCCAGUCUCCCAAAGCAUUGUGGAUUCAGAGGACCGAGACACUGGAGCCUCGAGCCUUUCAGAAUAGUCUGCCCACGGAAGCCAAGGACCUCUCCUGUGAGCCCCCCAGCACGCAGCGUGAGGAUGGCUGAGCAGCACGGCCGGCAGCUUGAGGCUGAGUGCCCUGUCUGCUGGAACCCCUUCAACAACACGUUCCAUACCCCCAAAGUGCUGGACUGCUGCCACUCCUUCUGCGUGGAAUGCCUGGCCCACCUCAGCCUGGUGACUCCUGCCCGGCGCCGCCUGCUGUGCCCACUCUGUCGCCAGCCCACGGUGCUGGCCUCAGGGCAGCCCGUCACUGACUUGCCCACGGACACUGCUAUGCUCACCCUGCUCCGCCUGGAACCCCACCAUGUCAUCCUGGAAGGCCGUCAGCUCUGUCUCAAGGACCAGCCCAAGAGCCGCUACUUUCUACGCCAGCCCCGGGUGUACACACUGGACCUGGGCUCCGAGCCCGGGAGCCAGCCCGGGCCCCAGGACACAGGCCCUACCACUGUGCCUAUGCCCAUCCCUGUGCCCAGCCACUAUUCUCUGAGGGAGUGUUUUCGCAACCCCCAGUUCCGGAUCUUUGCCUACCUGAUGGCCAUUAUCCUCAGCAUCAGUCUGCUGCUCAUCUUCUCCAUCUUUUGGACGAAACAGUUCCUUUGGGGUGUGGGGUGAGCGCUCUGCUCCCUGACAAGGAACCAAGGCUUUCUCAGUUGCUGCUGGGUUUGGGGACUGCAAAGCCUCAUUUGGUGUUGUCUUCCUUUGUUCAUUUUACGAUCCAGGGAUCGGUUAGGCCUGUGUUGGCUUCUGUGAACAGAGAGGGCCCUACUGCAAUGAGGAAAAAAUAAAAGCUGAAGGGCUGGUGGGUAUGGAGAGACCUCUGGGUGUGAAAUACAAAAUCAUAGAAGGGCAGAGAAGCAGUUCUAUGACUACAGUUUCACAGCAAGUUGUGCCAAAGAGCUGGACAGUGGUUUCCAGGACACUUACUAGCCUGUAUAGCAGGUUGCAUUUCUUGGUGUAGCUGCUAGGGACUCAGUUCACAUUUUUUUCAAGUUAUUUUUACAACAGGUUACUAAAAAAUUUGGAAAGUGAGCUUCAAUUCUGUGGGCAAAUGUGUUUGUUUUCCCCUUUCCACUCUUCUCUUUGGAUGUUUUGCCACCAGUCACAGUAAAAAUGUUCUGCAUUCAUCAUUUCUUCACUUAUUCAUUCUACAGUCGUUUACUGGGUUGAUGCUGAAUGCCAGGACUAAGGGAAGAAAAGGGUAAGGUUUUCCAGGGCUGGCAGAUGGCUCUUACCAGCUGGGAAGGCACUUAUGUUCAUUCUGCUGCUUCUUAUACCAGACCACCACUUGCCAGUAUGCAGUUCAUGGAGUGUUAGGUAUAAAAAAUUUAAAGGGGGAAGAAGCUAGGCUCAGUGGAUCAGGGAAAUCUGUGAUUUGGAAGAAUAGGUCGGUAUUGCUCCUGAUAGGGGCAGUGGUCCUGAUUAGAAUGAACACAGGGCAAGCUGAUUGCCCUCCCCCAAACACUACAACUCUGGCUUCAAGAAGGCAAAUACCCUGGAUAGAAGCAAAUAUUUCGUUCCCAUCCCAGGCCAUAGGAGGUAUGGGGAACCCUGGUUUUCACUUUACAUGUGGAUUCUAGGAACCAAGGAAAUGAGACAGAAUUUGGAGGCUCAGGCUGCUGCUUGACAAGUUGCCGCCUUGCAGCAUCUAAAAUCUCAUUCCUACUUCCCUAGUUUUAGCCUUGCCUGAUGGCUCAGGGCUCUGAAACAAUCCUAAAAGUGGAUAAAAAAACCCAUCAAAAUUAUUAAUAAAACAUCUUGAGGGUGUUUUUGUUUUUCUGAUUUGUAGAAUAAACUUACAGAGGAUGGACACUGAGUUGGUUUUAUUUGCUGUAGGUAAUUAACAGUUAGCUUCUAUCAAUUCCCUUUAAGAUCUUAAUACACAAGAUAGUCCAUAUUUCUCAUUUAAUAAACCAGUUUUCAACUCCGUGAAGAAAUAUUCUCCAUUACAAAAUUGGAAAGUUGCCUAUGUUUCCUGCUGGGGGACAAGCAACUACUUCUACAUUUGUGCCAUCAAAGAUAAUUACCUUGAAGCUGGGACUCUCUCUCCCCACUGACUUCAUUUCUUUACAUGUCUUUGUUCUUUAACCUUGGAGCACCUAAGUCAGGUGAUGAUCUCACCAUGUUCUCUGAGCUGUAAAGAGGGGACAGGGAGGGGAGCUGGAGGAAGCCCAGGAAGGAACACUUUAGAAGGCACUUGUAAGUGGUGGAGUCCUUUCAGGUAAA
Nycticebus coucang (slow loris) is the source of this 6394-nucleotide messenger RNA. RefSeq names its product ring finger protein 183 (gene RNF183). The transcript is spliced from 2 exons. The record is from RefSeq and is a predicted model, not a curated record. Bases 4208 to 4783 code for a protein of 191 amino acids. Gene Ontology annotation, biological process: protein ubiquitination. Lineage: Eukaryota; Metazoa; Chordata; Mammalia; Primates; Lorisidae. Gene Ontology annotation, molecular function: ubiquitin protein ligase activity.